AGCAAAAGAGUCACAUGCCGAAGAUAAAACCCGGCCUUAAGAACUUUUUACAUCCGUGCUUUCGUCACCUUGAACUUGCGUUGCGCGAGCGCGGUAAACUGUUGCUGCCCCUGGCGGGAAAAUGAAGCCCCCUCCGAAUCGGCGAAUUGAAGUGCGGUCCGGUCCGGUGCUAACAACACCACACCACCAAAGAGAUGUCAUCAAGUAACAAUGCAAAUUCAACUCAGACAGGGCCACUCUGUGUUGAAUGCCAUAAUCUUUCCCAAUUGGGAAUUUCUCACCAUACAAUUUGACAGAUAUUCUGCUGUCAAAAACCAAAACCCACCUACUCCACCGAUUGAUAUCGGAAGGCCUUUAUCAUAACAUCACCACUGACUGCUAUUAGUCAAUGGCACAGAAACGAAAAGAACUGCCGAGCCGUCACCUUUUCCUGUAGCAGUGAUCCAAAUAAAAGGCGAAAGAUACAAAAGAUGCCGUGAAAUCACCGAGCCUGCUAUAAGCCAAGCUCCUCAAGGACAAAAAAGAAUCACACACCUACAAGAUCUAUCCAGUAAUGAUUGAUCAUUGAUAUCGAAAAAAGAAUAAGAAUAAGAGAUAAAUCCCCUUCGCUUCCUUGCCGUAAUCCAAAUCCCGCCCCUCCCCCUCCAUAACAGCGCAGCGCGAUAAAUAACCCCACCUUCGUCGACAAGCGGGGUCAAAGGGGGAACACGGCCGACGUCAAUUAACCAUUCGGAAAUCAGGCAAACAAAAGGAGGCUCAUAGCUCCCAAAUUUCACUUUUCUUGUCUGGACCUUCUCUCUCUCACUUCAUCUUCAUAACCGGAGACAAAAAGUCGAGGAUAUCAAGAGACACACACAAGUCAACAUGUCCGAUACAGCUGGCAAGACCAUCACCUGCAAGGCGGCCAUCGCCUGGGGCCCCGGCCAGGAGCUCUCCUACGAGGACGUUGAAGUCGCACCGCCCAAAGCCCACGAGGUCAGAAUCAAGAUCGCCUACACCGGUGUCUGCCACACAGACGCCUACACCCUCUCAGGCAAAGACCCCGAGGGCGCCUUCCCCGUCAUCCUCGGCCACGAGGGCGCCGGCAUCGUCGAGUCCGUCGGCGAGGGCGUCACCAACGUCAAGCCGGGCGACCACGUCGUGGCCCUCUACACGCCCGAGUGCAAAGAGUGCAAGUUUUGCAAGUCGGGCAAGACCAACCUCUGCGGCAAAAUCCGUGCCACCCAAGGGAAAGGUGUCAUGCCUGAUGGGACCUCCCGGUUCAGGGCACGGGGGCAGGAUAUCCUUCACUUUAUGGGGACGUCGACUUUCUCGCAGUACACCGUCGUGGCUGACAUUUCUGUUGUCGCGGUGCAGCAGGAUGCGCCGAUGGAUAGGACGUGCCUGUUGGGGUGCGGGAUCACGACGGGUUACGGUGCGGCGAGGAUCACGGCGAAUGUGGAGGAGGGGAGCUCGGUUGCCAUCUUUGGGGCGGGGUGUGUGGGCUUGAGCGUGAUUCAGGGCGCGGUGGCGAACAAGGCGGGGAAGAUUAUUGUUGUGGAUGUGAACCCGAGCAAGGAGGAGUGGUCGAGGAAGUUUGGGGCGACGGAUUUUGUGAACCCGACCAAGCUGCCCGAGGGGCAGAGCGUGGUGGACAAGCUGAUUGAGAUUACGGAUGGGGGGUGCGACUACACGUUUGACUGCACGGGGAAUGUGAAUGUGAUGAGGGCGGCGUUGGAGGCGUGUCAUAAGGGGUGGGGGCAGAGUAUCAUUAUUGGGGUUGCGGCGGCGGGGCAGGAGAUUGCUACUAGACCGUUCCAGCUUGUCACUGGUCGUGUGUGGAGGGGUAGCGCCUUUGGCGGUGUCAAGGGCCGGUCCCAACUUCCUGGGCUGGUGCAGGAUUAUCUUGAUGGCAAGCUCAAGGUGGAUGAGUUUAUUACCCACCGCAAGAAGCUGGGCGAGAUCAAUGAGGCAUUUGAGGUUAUGAAGCAGGGUGAUUGCAUUCGUGCUGUUGUCACUAUGGACGAGUAAGAGAGAUGGUUCGCGUUGGCUUGUACUCGUACUUCGUGGGCAAAAUAAGAAAGAAAAAAAGAUGAUUAAACAAC
This is a messenger RNA of Podospora bellae-mahoneyi, 2084 nucleotides long. Its product is annotated as formate dehydrogenase (NAD+). Gene Ontology annotation, biological process: formaldehyde catabolic process. Lineage: Eukaryota; Fungi; Ascomycota; Sordariomycetes; Sordariales; Podosporaceae. The coding region runs from base 865 to 2010 and encodes 381 amino acids. The record is from RefSeq and is a predicted model, not a curated record. Gene Ontology annotation, molecular function: zinc ion binding; S-(hydroxymethyl)glutathione dehydrogenase [NAD(P)+] activity. Gene Ontology annotation, cellular component: cytosol. The transcript has 4 exons.